Messenger RNA from Fusarium keratoplasticum, 2475 nucleotides. RefSeq lists its product as uncharacterized. Lineage: Eukaryota; Fungi; Ascomycota; Sordariomycetes; Hypocreales; Nectriaceae. The coding region runs from base 1 to 2475 and encodes 824 amino acids. The record is from RefSeq and is a predicted model, not a curated record. Gene Ontology annotation, biological process: carbohydrate metabolic process. The transcript has a single exon.
AUGUCCCUGGAGUUUGAUACAACCUGGAUGUGGCACCCUGCCUUUUCGGAGGAGCAGGGUGGCACAGCCGGUUUGUUUGUUCACUUCCGACGGGAAUUUGAGAUUAAAGACGAGCCUCCCGAGAAGCUGAUGAUUCACAUCACUGCUGAUACACGCUACAAGCUGUACUUGAACGGUCAAUACGUUGCCUUUGGCCCAGUCAAGGGAGAUCGCCACCUUUGGUUCUACGACUCAAUCGACAUUGCACCGUUCCUACGUCAGGGUCAUAACAGGAUCGGAGUUCAUGUUCUCCGAUUCUUCCACAGCACAAGCUAUGCCCCGUCCUUUUCUCGACUGCCUUUGGCAGGGCUCAGAGUCUCUGUCUCGGAUGAGCUCUGGGCUAAACAGAUCGAAAGCAGCAUCUCAUGGCAAGCUGCGAUUGACCACUCCACUGUUCUGAGAGUCGACGAGCCGGAAGACCGAUUUUUACAUAUUUAUGAGCGCACAUCCCGUUCGGAAACACGCCCUCUUGAGUGGGUUGCUUCGAAAUUACUUGAGUUCAAGAACUCUACCGGGAACUCGCCUCCGUGGCAGCUGUCGCCUCGUCUGAUUCCUCCACUUCGAGUUCAAGAUAUGACGGGGUUGGGGAUACACAAUGUGCACAGUACUCUAAAGCCUGAGCUUUGGGGUGCUGCUUUGCUCAAGGACUCUCUGUCCCGGGAGGUUGACGACGGUCUCCUCCUCCCAGCCGAGACCAAGCAUUUUCUCGAUUUCGAAAUGCCUCAUCUUGUCACGGCAUUUCUAAGACUUCGAUUCAGACGUCCCAGGAUUGGUGGGGGCACUUUAACCGUCACGUACUCGGAGAGCUACGAGGAUGAGCCAGAGGAGACUCCAUGGGUCCGGCAAAAGGGUGAUCGUUGUGAUUACAGCAAGGCGCUGCUUGGCCCCAAGGACAUAUACGAGUUUCAGGGGGUGGCGCCGAGUGAAUCUCUCGGGUACUACGGCGAUGAAGAUACCUUUGAGGUCUUCAUGCCAUUUCAUUUCCGCACGUUUCGAUUUCUUCAUCUCGACUUCGAUGUCGGACCCUCUGACUUGAUUUUCCUCGGUUUAAGCGUCGAGUCCGUCAACUAUCCCCUCAAUGUUUGCGCAAGCUUUGCAGUAGCUGGUACAGAACCGGAGCAGAGUGAUACCUGGCAUCAGCUUUGGAAUACCAGCAUCCGUACGCUCUAUAACUGCAUGCAUGACUGCUACGAGGACUGCCCGUUUUAUGAGCAACUUCAAUACGCUAUGGAUACUCGCAGUUCGUCACUCUUCACGUACCUUGUCUCUGGAGACGACCGCCUCGCAAGACAAGCCAUCAUCCAACUUCACAACUCCUUCCAAGCACGCCUCGGGCUCACAGCAAGUCGUGCUCCCUCACAUAGGGAGCAGUUUAUACCCCAUUUCUCUCUAUACUGGGUCAAUCUCGUUACGGAUCACUGGACGUACUUUGGCGAUAAGGCAUUCGCGUCCCAGUUCCUACCCGUCAUCGAUGCUGUGCUACAGUAUUUCGAUAGCCAUGUCGAUAGCGAUGGUCUAGUUACUUCUGAACUCAGACCAGGUAUAUGGAACUUUGUGGACUGGGCCACGGAGUGGAGGCCUCAUGGCAUUCCUCCGGCUAUCAACAGGACAGGCAUCUCCACGUAUGCAAAUCAGCUAUAUGCAUAUACUCUUAGGAACGCAGCACAGCUGGUCAGUGCCCUAGGAAGGGCAGCUAUUGCAUCCGAGUAUCGGACCCGUGCGGGAAACAUCAUUUCAGCUCUGCAGGCACAUUGCUUUGAUGGCCAAUACUUCCCCGAUACCUUGGUAUCAGCAGCAACUUCUACGGACUACAGUCAACACUGUCAGGUCUGGGCCGUUCUCUGUGGUGCAGUGGCUGGGGAAAAUGCCGAGAGGCUACUACGGGGAAGCCUGGAGCGUACUAAGGCUGGCCAUUUUGUGCAAGAGUCUAUCUCGAUGUCCUUUUACACCAUGAGAGCCUUGAGUCUAGCUGGCGGGACUCUCUACAAUGAGAGCUUUGUUCAGUUCUGGGACCCUUGGCGUCAACAGCUGCGACAAAACGUCACAACUUGGGUUGAAGAUAGUGUAUCGCAGCGUUCAGACUGUCACGCCUGGGGCAGUGUCUCGAUAUAUGAAUUCAUGGUAGAAGUGAUGGGAAUCCGCCCAGCGGAGCCUGGUUGGGCCGCCAUCGAGUUUCGGCCGAGGUUAGGACUGUUCCGUAAUAUGAAUGCCAAAGUUCCUGUCAAAAUGCAGGAUGGCAAGGAAAUUGGUCUGGUGCAUGUGUCGUGGGCUACGGACAAGUCUGGGAAUGCCGAGGUACGGCUGAGGCUGGACUUUGAGGGGUCAGCCAAGGUACCUGUGCGCGCUUUUCUUCCUGGUAUGGAAAUGGCUUGCAUAGCAUCGGAGGAAGAGAUGCGUUUCAUUAUUCAGAAAGACUUGUUUGUACAAUAUUCUUGA